Messenger RNA from Hippocampus comes (tiger tail seahorse), 5953 nucleotides. Its product is annotated as tensin-2-like. The transcript has 25 exons. Gene Ontology annotation, biological process: peptidyl-tyrosine dephosphorylation. Gene Ontology annotation, molecular function: protein tyrosine phosphatase activity; protein binding. The record is from RefSeq and is a predicted model, not a curated record. Gene Ontology annotation, cellular component: focal adhesion. NCBI's taxonomy places the organism in Eukaryota, Metazoa, Chordata, Actinopteri, Syngnathiformes, Syngnathidae.
GUUUUUUUUAAUACAGAUCUACAGCCGCGUCCUCAAAUGAAGUCAAGCACACGUCUCAGUGAAGAAAAGGAGCCCAAAGAAGGCUCGAUCCUGCUCCUGCGGCGGUGUGCAGACUAGAAAGAGUCUGGAUGGGUCAGGCUGCAUGCAAGCGGCUCCUUCUGCGAGAGAGUGAGAGGGGCUUGAAGUGAAGCCAACCGGGGAAGUGGAAGGACCAUAAACAGCUGCCCCCUUCUCCCCCCCAUGCAGAGACAGCAAAAGGAGCCCGAUGGAAAGAGAGGGCGGAUGACAGGAGGGUCUGUGGUGAGUUCGGCAAGGGAGUGUCGCGUUUGAGGGUCUUCAGAGGCAGAGGAAGGUGCUGGCAAGUGGAAUGGGAGGCGGGAGGUGCUGCGUGUGCACCCGCAUGCUUUGAGAGUGAGGAAAGCCGGAGUGUAAGAGGACUGGGAAGUGUGUGUGGAAGAUUGGAGGGUGGCAGGAGAAGUUGUAAGAGGAGAAGCGAGAAGAAGUCACCUGCCAGAGGAGCGGGAGUCGGCAGGAGGUCGGAUCAUGUUGGGCAAGCGGACUUCGGACGUCAAGCUUUGAGAGGUUCUCUUCUGGCGACAAAACUUCAGAGGAGAACAGAAUUGAUGUGAAGGGCCACCAAAGGCUGCAAAUAUGGGGUGCAUUCACAGCCUGGCCACCAGGAGGAUUAAGGACCACCAAGAUGACCCCGAAGGCACAGCUCGAAAGACCGACCCUGAGGUACUCCCUGAGAUCCUGCAGCUCGCUGAGGUGUCUACCACCUGUGCCUCAACACCAGAGCAGCACGAUUCCAUGAAAUCUACAUCACUGAAGAAAAGAAGCUCCAUGCCGAGAAGUAAAAGUGAGGAGCAAGUCAUGGAGCAGGUGAUGGAGCGCCACUACGACAUUGACCUCACUUAUAUCACGGAGAGGAUCAUCUCGGUCUUCUUCAUGCCAGAGCUUGAGGAACAGCGAUACCACACCGAGCUGCAGGAAAUGGCGACAAUGCUUAAAUCCAAGCACCAGGACAAGUUUCUGCUUUUGAAUUUAUCAGAAAAGAGACAUGACAUCACAAGACUCAUCCCAAAGGUGCAGGACUUCGGUUGGCCUGAUCUCCACGCUCCACCUUUGGACAGGAUCUGUACCGUGUGUAAGGCCAUGGAAACGUGGCUGAGCGCUGAUCCCAAUAACGUAGCGGUUCUCCACUGUAAGGGAAACAAAGGGAAGACGGGUGUCAUUGUGGCAGCCUACAUGCACUAUAGCAAGAUAUCAGCAGGAGCGGAACAGGCGCUCACCACACUGGCCAUGCGGAAGUUUUGCGAAGACAAAGUUUCUUCUUCCCUUCAGCCCUCUCAGAACAGGUACAUCUACUACUUUGGUGGUCUGCUGUCCGGUGCCAUUAAAAUGAAUAGCAGUCCCUUGUUCCUCCAUCAGAUUCAUAUUCCAUCACUGCCAAAUUUUCAGACGGGAGGAGGUUACUUUCCAUUUCUGAAGAUCUACCAAUCACUACAGCUGAUCUACACCUCCUGUGUCUCCAACCCGCAGACCUCCAGGUCCCGGAAGCUGUGUGUGACGAUGGAGCCGGCAUUAUUAUUGAAGGGGGACAUCAUGGUCAAGUGCUAUCAUCGACGGAGCCAGGCAGCAGAGAGAGAGGUGGUAUUCAGGAUCCAGUUCCACACGUGCACCAUUCAUGGCGCCCAGCUGUGGUUUGGGAAGAAGGAUCUUGACGUAGCCUGCACAGAUGACAGGUUCCCCAGCGAUGCUGCAGUGGAGUUUAUCUUUUCUACCAGGCCGGAAAAAAUAAACGAAAACCAGAAGACAGAACCCUCCGUCAAAGUGAACUACAACGCGUCAGAUCCAGUGGUCCGAUGGGACUCUUACGAGAACUUGAACGUGCACCAUCAAGACAGCCCAGAGAAUAUUUCUCAUACAAGGGGCCCUUUGGAUGGUAGUCUGUACGCACAGGUGAGAAAACGACGAGGACCGGGCCCAACUUCCUCACCCAACGGUUGCCUCGCCAGCAGUCCAACGGUGACGACGCAGAUUGCCAAACAGUCGCAGAUUCUCACCGGCACUUCCAGCUGUGUCCCCUCUGAUCACAUCGAGAACCGCUCAUCCUUCACCGCUCAUCCUGGAAACGAGAAGCCUGAAAGUCUGACGGAUAAAGGACAAACCGAGACAAAAGAGAACGUACGGGGGAAGGAAAAGGACAGAGAGACCGAGAUUUUAGAUGAUGCAAAACUGUCAAAUCCCGGAGGUUUAGCGCGAGAGUGUGGCGGUCGAGCGGGUGCCACGUGUGGAGGCGUAGGGCGGCAAUGGGAGCAAGAGCCCUGCCUAGCUGAUGGUCACUGCGCUGGGUGCUGCAACAGUCUCAGAAAACAUCCCAAAAGUCAAACUCUGCCAGCCUUACCAUCCAAGUCUGUGUCCCCGCCGCCUCAUUUGACUCAUAUGGAACUUUGUCAUCGCCAUAGCGUCCAUCCUUUGCCAGAGUUAGCCUGGGAACAGCCAACCCCAUCUGUACCUUGUCUCCACAGACCCUGCUUCCCUUAUUCCGCUUCAGAAUAUCCACAUUCACACGGCCACACACUUCCGGCUUCGAACAGACACUACAAUGACGAGUGCCAAGUCUUCCAUUAUGCCAGCCAAGCCCCGAGCUCUCACCUUUCCCACCAGUCCCUACUUUCAAGCCCGUACCGAGAGAUAUUCUUUGCUCCGCCCAAUCAGUCCCCUGGCUGCCCUUGCCGGGAGUGUUCCAGCAGGCGGGAGCACCAGGCAGCCUCAGUCAGAGUGCUCCAUUCCAUGCAUCCAGACCAAGCAGUGGGAUUACAACAAACUCGAGAGGCAUUGUGGGAAAACAAAAACCCGUGGGAAGUGCCGAGGGAAGCUGACUUCUGGCAAUGUAAAUCAGCCGUCCCUCCUUAUCACAUCUGUCACUCUGCCGCUUUAAAGCAGGGUGCAGAGCAGCAAAGGUUUAUCCUUGGACCACAGCAGAGUUAUCCCAGCCCCCAGCCUCUGAUGGACAUGCGGGAUGGAGCCAGCAGUGGAUACCACACGCCUCCGCCUCCACGUCAAUCUUGCCCCUGCUCUCCUUAUCAGUCGUCUCCCGUUGAGAGCCAUGGGAGUCGGGGUUAUGCUUCGGGUUACCUAUCUGGGUCAGCUUCUCCUUUGCCUGCCAGUAGCCCCUCGCUUGGGGGAGGAAGACUUCCAGAGACCCCUGCGGGAGACAAGGAUCAGCAGCAGGAGCCUCUCAAAGCGGAAAAGGCCAGACCUCGUGCAGAGAUUGACAUAUCGCAGGGUUCAGAGGGUAGACCUGACAGAUCAAGCGCUCAGACUCUGGACUCUGAUCAUGAUUAUACAGUCAUUGGCGGCAGCAGCCCCACCCACACAGAAGAAGGCCAGACCUAGUGCAGAGAAAAUGACGAGGCUGCUGGUCACUCUCAUAAUGCCACUAUCAUCAUCACACCGGUGGAUGACCAAAUCAAUAGCUCAAAUGCGCCUGGUGACGGCCCGUCCGGCAGCGGCACAACACAAGCGGCCACUCCAAGCCCUUCCAGCAACUCUUUGCAAAAUUCUCCAACCGAAUCCCCCGGUCACAGCUCCCCGUCCGCUACAGAUCCACCAGAGCAUCGACUAACGCCUGAGAGAGCCGGCUCAACUGACACCAAGCCACCGUCACCCGUGCCGGAUGGUUACCACACGCCGACUUUCCCCCUCGCACCCUAUUACUACCCUUUGCUAAAUGUCCCCCAUGUCCCUUACACUGGCUACACUGCGAUCACAAUCCCGGCCUCUCAGCCACCACUCCCAGAAAAAAAACGACUCUCAUCAACGCCGGGAUCCUUAAACGGGCACGUUUCACAUUUACGAGGCUCUCCGGUGCCUUCACCGACACACAAUGUGACUUUGCCCGCAACUAUGACAGAGCAGCGGCAGGGCUACGCGCAGUUCAGCAGCAGUAGGGAGGACAUCAGGGUCAACGCAAAGUUUGUCCAAGAUAGCUCAAAGUACUGGUACAAACCAAGCAUCUCCAGAGACCAAGCCAUAGCCGUGUUAAAAGACAAGGAACCAGGAACUUUCCUCAUUCGAGACAGUAAUUCGUUCCAAGGUGCAUACGGGCUGGCCCUCAAAGUGGCCACACCUCCUCCGAAUGCCAACAUCACUGGUACAAAAGCAGAUGCCGUGGAACAGCUUGUGCGACAUUUCCUCAUUGAGACAGGACCGCGGGGUGUCAAAAUCAAGGGCUGUCAGAAUGAGGCGUAUUUUGGGAGUUUAUCAGCCCUGGUGUACCAACAUUCAAUCACACCCAUCUCUUUGCCGUGUGCCCUUCGCAUCCCAGAAAGAGAUCUGGUUGGAGAUCUUCAGGAGCUACGCAGUGUAACAAACACAAGCACAGCGGCUGACCUCCUCAAACAGGGAGCAGCCUGCAACGUUCUUUACCUGAACUCCGUGGACACGGAAUCAUUAACUGGGCCGGAGGCAGUUUCCAAAGCAAGCAAAAGUACACUAGCUCUGAGUCCACGCCCUGCUGCAACAGUGGUCCAUUUUAAAGUUUCCUCUCAGGGCAUCACCCUAACGGACAGCAAAAGAAGGUUAUUUUUCCGGAGACACUACCCCAUCAGCAGUGUGACUUUCAGUAGUCUUGACCCCCAAGACCAGAGAUGGACUAACAGUGAUAGCACGUCCAGCAAGAUGUUUGGUUUUGUGGCCAGGCGGACGGGCAGCGCCACAGAGAACGUGUGCCACCUUUUCGCAGAGCUAGAUCCAGAGCAACCUGCUGUGGCCAUUGUCAACUUUAUCAAUAAGGUUAUGCUGGGCCCGCAGCUACGCAGAUGAAACAUGAAGUCAAUGUACCGUGCAGAAGACUUAGGCCGCCACUAACUUUGUUGUUUUGAUUGUUGAUUUGUUUUUGCAGCAGGCAUUUUGACAUUGGAUUACCAAAGAGGAUCUGUAAUUCUUCUGAUUGUUUGGAAUUGAUUGUUGAUCAACCGUGGAUGUAUGUUCCACUAUGUGUCAAUUAGUUUGCUGGAUAGAAAAGGAAUUAUUUUUUUUCUGUUGCAAAUAAUUUGAUGUUAAAAUGUGAGCAUUAAAAAAAAAAAUCCCCAUUUGCAUUUUAACCCCUUCAGGGAUAGCGGUUACUACAGUGGACAUCUUAUCAUGUUAUCAGGUAACAGGUUGCAUGAGAUUUCAAAUUUAAUCAAAUGUCGGUUUCGACUUCACCGAUGUGCAGAAUUACAUGCAGAAUGUUUAAGAACGUGGGUAGUGUGCUUUGUAUAAGUAAUACAUAUAAGUUUUCAGAUUAAGAGGUUUUGUUGAAAAAUCAAACCGAAAGUGAGGGACAGUUCCAAUUUGAGACGGAUAAAUUUAGCCCAGCAGUUACAAACAGAGUACUUGUGACGGGCAGUAUUUUCUUCUGCUUCACUAAAGAAACACCGACAUCUAAUUGUAUUUAAGAUGAAAGGAUAUGGAAUGCACUGAGCUAAUACUCAAAGGCAGAAAAAAAAAACAAGCUCAAGUAACACAGCCAUAAACGAAUCAACCAACUCAAAGACAGAAUAUUGAUAUUAACUUUUUUUGUGACAGGAAAUAACAAAAUAAUGCCUUAAAGCUGGAAUGUUUCACAUUUGGGGAAACAUGUCACACUGGUAAGGUCAUUUUCAACAGAGACGUUAGCUCACUUUCUCCAUGCCUCAGAAUGACCACAUAUUUGGUCUUGACCUCUUUGAUUUGUUUCUAUUUUGACAAACCAACCAAUAUCCUUGGUAACAGACAAUAAACGCAACCAAACCAAAGACAUCAAUUGUAAAAAUAUAUUUCAAGUUUGAUGUUUUUAUUAUUAUUAUUUUUCUCACUUGUUUUUUUUUUACAAACAGUAUAACCAGCACAAAUGUGAUUUUCAUAACGUUCGUCUGGAAAAGAAGUAAUAUAUUUUAUGUGUGAAAUAAAGUGCUAAAAAACA